Messenger RNA from Calidris pugnax (ruff), 3772 nucleotides. It is a transcript of the gene PDE7B, whose product is annotated as phosphodiesterase 7B. Bases 252 to 1595 code for a protein of 447 amino acids. The record is from RefSeq and is a predicted model, not a curated record. NCBI's taxonomy places the organism in Eukaryota, Metazoa, Chordata, Aves, Charadriiformes, Scolopacidae. Gene Ontology annotation, molecular function: 3',5'-cyclic-AMP phosphodiesterase activity. The transcript has 14 exons.
CCUCCCAGCCCGGCUCGGCCUUGGGCUGGAGAGAGAAAGAGGGAAGGAACGAAGGGAGGAAGGCAGGCAGGGAGACUGCAGCAAGCUCAGCUCGACCCCAGCCCUCACACUGCCAGAAAAGUGCACUCUCUCCUCCCGAGCCUUUUCGCUGCUUAAGUUGCUGGAUUCUGCAGUACAAGUCUUCAUGAACAAGCUGCACCGCUUAGAGAUUUCACGACAUUCAGAGGUCACAGAACUGCCACUAUGGUUAAAUGUCUUGUUUAAUGGUUGAGAGGUGCGGAGAAAUCUCAUUUGACAGUCCUGACCAGAAUGCCAAAUGUGUUCGCAUGCUAGGAGAUGCACGGGUGAGAGGUCAGACAGGGGUUCUCUCCGAGCGCCGCGGCUCCUACCCGUUUAUCGACUUCCGUCUUCUUAACAAUACUACACUCUCAGGGGAAAUCGGCACCAAGAAAAAAGUGAAAAGACUGUUAAGUUUCCAGAGGUAUUUCCAUGCAUCCCGGUUACUGCGUGGAAUUGUACCACAAGCCUCUCUAUACCUACUGGAUGAGGACUACCUUGGACAAGCAAGGCAUAUGCUCUCCAAAGUGGGAAUGUGGGAUUUUGACAUUUUCUUGUUUGACCGCUUGACAAAUGGAAACAGUCUCGUAACGCUGCUUUGUCACCUCUUCAAUGUGCAUGGGCUUAUCCACCAUUUCCAGUUAGAUAUGGUUACGUUACACAGGUUUUUAGUUAUGGUUCAAGAAGAUUACCACAGCCAGAACCCGUACCACAACGCCGUCCAUGCUGCCGAUGUCACACAAGCUAUGCACUGCUACCUGAGGGAGCCCAAGCUUGCCAACUUCCUCACCCCGUCGGACAUCAUGCUCGGACUGCUCGCUGCUGCGGCUCACGACGUGGAUCACCCUGGGGUCAACCAACCCUUUCUCAUCAAAACUAAACACCACCUUGCCAGCCUGUACCAGAACGUUUCAGUGCUGGAGAAUCACCACUGGCGGUCUACGAUAGGCAUGCUCCGGGAGUCGCGGCUCCUCGCCCAUCUGCCCAAGGAGGUGACACAGGACAUCGAGCAGCAGUUGGGCUCCCUGAUCUUGGCAACAGACAUCAACAGACAGAAUGAGUUUUUGAUCCGUCUGAAGUCUCACCUUGACAAUCAGGAUUUGAGGCUGGAGGAUGCACAAGACAGACAUUUUAUGCUUCAGAUUGCACUCAAGUGCGCUGACAUUUGCAACCCUUGCCGGCUCUGGGACCUCAGCAAACAGUGGAGUGAACGGGUCUGCGAAGAGUUUUACCGGCAAGGUGACCUGGAACAAAAAUUUGAACUGGAAAUAAGCCCCCUUUGUAAUCAGCAGAAGGAUACAAUACCCAGCAUACAGAUUGGGUUCAUGACGUACAUCGUAGAGCCGCUCUUCGAGAGGUGGGCCCAGUUUACAGGUGACACCCCCCUCUCUGAAAACAUGCUCAACCAUCUCAGGAGGAACAAGGCCAAGUGGAGGAGUUUGCUCCACAAGCAGCACAGCAGUAGUAGGAGCAACGACCACUCAGGUCAAGUGACUGGCAGCCAAGAACAGACUUUAAAUGAAGAAGAGACUCCUUAGUGGCAGCUUUGCACUUUCCCUUAUAGCACUGCUUGUCUUGAUCCACAGCAGCAGGCAAAACCCCGGGGAGCUCGGAGCACGUUGUCAAGAUGGCGGAAAGGGAAGAACCAGCAAAGCAGAAGCUGUUAAGGGUCCUGACGGACGAGCCCAGGGUUCUGCUGGGUUCCUCUCUGGAUCUCCUUGGUGUUCCUCUCCCCUCUCUUCCUUCUGAGCAUGCCUGAUGCCAUUUGUCACUUCUGAUCACGAACUGCCUUGAGCGCAGAGUCCCAGACAGCAGAACUUCAGCCGGGCCCGUUACGGCCUGCAGGGAAGCGGGGAGGAUUCCUGAGAGAACAGAGGAGAUGACAGAGACACUCUUGGUUAUCUAUCCAUUUACCAUGAGUCAUACUGUGACAUAUGUAUAUAGGCCCAGAGCUCCAUAUGGUUGUUGGUUCCCAGGCUGGCAGCUGGGCUGCACAUUAAACCACCAGCAUCUUCAGCAUCCAGGGGACACUGGCUGAGUGAGACAGCGCUCGCAGAGGGCAGAGAGAGUCUGGUUAUUUUAGUAAUUAAAACAAAAAACCUUUUUAACUUUUGUAUUCUGUGCACUAAACAACAGAUCUAUAAAAACCUGGACUGAAGUUACUCUCCGUAUACACAACUCCAGUGUAACAAGGCUCGUUUUGGUAACCAUUUUUAUGCCACUUUGGAUAAAAGACGGGGAUCUUCUCAUUGCAAGGAACCCUCGCAACCCAAAGGGAAGGUGUUGUACAGUCUAAACCUUUGAAACACGAACAGAUCUAUCUUUUGAGUACUGUUUCCAGUAACAUGUUUAUAUUCAUACGUGUACAUUUUCUGUAAAUACAAAGCGCUACUGAUUCCCAUGCCAAAAUACUGGAGUACUGUGGGAUUGCUACCUGUAAAAACAUUGGCACUGUGAACAGAAUACUGUUAGUUUUAAUACAAGAGAAAGCAUUUGUAAAUAUGGUAUAGAGUUUAUUAAUAUACACCAUCGUUUGUGGAUAAAAGCCUUAACUUCCUUCAUCUUCUGAUUGAUAGCUGCCAAAACCAUACGGUCACAAGAUAACGAUUCUGAACUGCCUUUCCACUAUCCAAGGUGUAUCAAAGGUCAUUAGGGAAUGAAAUCUGCAGGAGAACUUCUCAAAAACUUCAAACACAUUCCAUAUGGGUCCAUGUUGUUAAUCCGUGGCACCUGGCACGUUUGGCCUAGGCAAAUGUUUCACAGAGCCUGAAGUUUUAAGUUCUAAAAAAAAAACCACACCAAACCAUAAAAUCAAACCCCACAGCAACACCACCGAAUUUCACAGGUCGACCUGAUGAACAUUUAUUCAAGAGCGUGAAUUUUUACUAAGUAGCUUAGUGAUCUACAGAGCACGACAUUCUAAUAGUUCUGGAGUCCAAUUGUUUUCUGGAGUGAUGUUGCAGUGUAGCUGAUUUUUUCCCCCCACAUUCCCUCCUUAGAUAGAUAGCCAGAAUUGAAAUGCAUUUGUAUUCUAAUUUUCAUUAAAAAAAAAAAAAACAUUAAAUACUUCAACUGUCUUGUAGCUCAGUCUCCCUCAAUGAAGGAAAAAAAAUGGGUUGUAGCCAGACCUUUAAGAAAAAUCAUCUUAACUAUUGUAGUAGAGGAGGAAUUUUCUAUGGUCUCAUGUUUGUGAAAGAUAAAUGGCCUUAUCAUGCCAUAAACAACCUUAGUUGAGUUAAUUUUUAUACAAUUUUCCAAGUUUCCAAUAUUUCAAUGAGAUUGUGUUCUCAGACACUACUGCAUUGUACCAAAGUGACUGCCCUCCUCUCCCUGCCCCUAGAAAAAAUAACUGCAUUCAGGUAAAAAGUGCAGUGUUAUAAACCCCCAGCACAUCAAAUCUGUGUUUUUCAAAAGAACUAGCGACCAUAUAAUCAUAUUUGGACAUGAAUUUUUUGGAGAGGCAAACAAAGAAUGAGCUAUUUAAGCUGGUGUUUGAGAAAUAAAAUGUUUACGCAUAGAAGUGUAAAGGGAGAUAAAGGAUUUCUCUCAAUUACAGCAAAUAUUGGCUUGAUAAGACAAAGGGCUCAUGCUCGUAAGUUGACUAAUAUGUUUAAAGGAAAAUAAAAAGCUUAAGUUUUAGCGAAAGAUGUUCUACUCUACUAAUUCCUUGGACAUGUAUCUUCAGAGAGAGAAACAGAAUCAUAGAAUGGUUCAG